This is a messenger RNA of Daucus carota subsp. sativus, 1400 nucleotides long. Its product is annotated as agamous-like MADS-box protein AGL19. Bases 458 to 1099 code for a protein of 213 amino acids. Gene Ontology annotation, cellular component: nucleus. Gene Ontology annotation, biological process: positive regulation of transcription by RNA polymerase II. The record is from RefSeq and is a predicted model, not a curated record. Gene Ontology annotation, molecular function: DNA-binding transcription factor activity, RNA polymerase II-specific; protein dimerization activity; RNA polymerase II cis-regulatory region sequence-specific DNA binding. NCBI's taxonomy places the organism in Eukaryota, Viridiplantae, Streptophyta, Magnoliopsida, Apiales, Apiaceae. The transcript is spliced from 7 exons.
CUUAAUAGAACAUUUCAUUUCUAUCAAACAAACCUAACCUAAACAGUAAAGAGAAAGAAGAAAGAUCUAUAUUCUCAGAAAGCUACUUUCACUGUAUAUGAUAUUAUAUACAGUAUUUAUAUUUAUUCCUGUAGCUAGGGUUUUAAUUCUCCUCCUUUCCCCAUUUGUCUAUAUAUUUCUUGCUCUCAUUUCAGAUCUAGCUACUUCUGCAAGUAGUAAAUCAGAUCUUUUUGUCUGCUUGAUUGAGUUUCCCUUUUUAGACUGUCAAGUAGUCAACUUUCAUAUCUUCUAGUCCUAUUCUAUAAUUGGAAAUGUACUUGUCUAUUUGAUAUAUAUCUUUGUUUGGUAAUUAGUUUGUCUGCUAAUUAAUCAAGAUUCAAGGUAGAUAUCUUGUUUAAUUUGUAGUUUCUCUUUUUUGGGGGGUUUUCUUGAAAUUGAGCUUAUUUUAUAAAAUAUUAUGAGAAUGGUGAGGGGAAAAACACAGAUGAAGAGAAUUGAGAACACAACUAGCAGGCAAGUGACAUUUUCAAAGCGCAGAAGUGGACUCCUGAAGAAGGCCUAUGAGUUAUCGGUUCUUUGUGAUGCACAAGUGGCUGUUAUUGUCUUCUCUUCCACCGGAAAGCUUUAUGAGUUCUCAAGCUCAUCAAGUAUUAUUGGUACUAUAGAGCGAUAUCAGAAGAUUGGCAAUGACCAGGAAACCGGAAAAUGUUUAGCAGUUGAUGAAACCAAGCAGCAUGAUAUGGAGGGAGUGGUUGCAACCAUGUCGGAAAAGAUUAAGCAGCUUGAAGAAUGUCAAGAAAAGCUUUUGGGAGUUGGUUUGGAGUCUUACACUGUUGAUGAGCUACAAGAAUUAGAAAAAGACUUAGACCUAAGUUUAAAGAACAUUAGGGCAAGAAAGCACGAGUUACUCAAGCAGCAGAUUGACCAUCUAAAGAAAGAGGAGCGAAGAUUGGCCCAACAAAACGCAGAACUAAAGAAGUCAGGAUCGCAAGAUUCAUCCUGGGAAAAUAAGUUCGAAAAAAAUUCAAAAGGAGAAGCUGAGGACGUUGAGAUCGGGCUGUUCUUGGGACCGACGCCGGAAAGACGAAGAAGCCAUUAGGCAGGAAGCGUUGCUGACAUUCUGUUCUACACAGUAUUACCUGUACUAAUAAGUUGCCCAAUUUAAGUUGAGUUCAGUUAUGUGAAAUGGAAAGCAGAGUGUAUUAAGUUAGCAUGGGGAGUGAGUGAAGGGCCUUGGCCCAAACAUGUCCAUCAAAUUUGUAUCAUGGAUUGUACAUAUACCUUGAUUUUGUUUGACCCGUAUCUUAUGGGUUAUAAGCCCAGUAAGGGUUUUGCUGUAUUGAAGGUUUGGCUUCGUAAAAACAAACAGUGUAUUAUAUGUUCUUUUUCUUUUUCUUAAA